Marmota monax (woodchuck) is the source of this 1542-nucleotide messenger RNA. It is a transcript of the gene Vip, whose product is annotated as vasoactive intestinal peptide. Gene Ontology annotation, molecular function: neuropeptide hormone activity; peptide hormone receptor binding. The record is from RefSeq and is a predicted model, not a curated record. The transcript is spliced from 8 exons. Gene Ontology annotation, cellular component: extracellular region; perikaryon; neuron projection. Bases 171 to 683 code for a protein of 170 amino acids. Gene Ontology annotation, biological process: learning or memory; positive regulation of penile erection; positive regulation of endothelial cell proliferation. Lineage: Eukaryota; Metazoa; Chordata; Mammalia; Rodentia; Sciuridae.
UAUCAGCUAGCCCCCAGCCAGUGCUAAAGCAGCCUGUCUGGGCACCCAGGACUUCAGCACCUCAGACAGCUCCAGUGCUCCCCAGAAUACACUGUUCAGCUGGAAUUUUACAGUACCCUUCCUUGGAAACUGCAAAAAGACAAGUUUCUCAAGUCACCUGAGGCACAGAGAUGGAAGCCAGAAGCAAACCCCAGCUCCUCCUGCUCCUGGCGCUCUCCAGUGUGCUCUUCUCACAGAAUUCUGCAUGGCCUCUCUUUGGACCAUCUUCUGCUCUGAGGUUGGAUGACAGAAUGCCACUGGAAGGAGCAAAUGAGCCAGACCAAGUUUCAUUAAAAGCAGACACUGACAUCUUGCAGAAUGCUUUAGCUGAAAAUGACACACCCUAUUAUGAUGUAUCCAGAAAUGCCAGACAUGCUGAUGGAGUGUUCACCAGUGACUACAGUAGGCUCUUGGGUCAACUUUCUGCCAAAAAAUACCUUGAAUCCCUUAUUGGGAAGCGGGUUAGCAGUACAAUCUCAGAAGACCCUGUGCCCAUCAAACGCCACUCUGAUGCAGUCUUCACCGACAACUACACCCGGCUUAGAAAACAAAUGGCUGUAAAGAAAUACUUGAACUCAAUUCUGAAUGGCAAGAGGAGCAGUGAGGGAGGGUCCCCUGACUUUCCUGAAGAGCUAGCAAAGUAAUGAAAAAGCUCUUGGAGUCCAGCUGAUGAGAAGCGAAUUCCUGAAGGAAAAUGAUAGGCAACAGUAAUUACAUUUUGAGUUCUACAUAACUAAUUCAAGAAAACAACUUCAAUAUUGAAACCAAAUAAAGUGUAGUGUCGUGAAUGUCGUGGUUCAUUUUCUUCUGAUGUAACAACUGUGAUGUUUACACUGUAAAUAUUAUUUGAGUUAUAAAAUGUGUCUGUAGCUCAUGAAAGGCCUGUAAUUUCAUAUGCUGUAUAUUCUUUCUAACAAAAGUAUAUUUAAUGAUAAGUAGAUACUAGGUUAAUUACAAUUAUAUGAGAUUCUCUGGAAGACUGGUAAUAGAGGGAAAUUGAUGUGUUUAUUUAUAGAGUGCAGUUAGCUGUUCAGAAGAAUAGAGCAGAUAACCGGUGUGUCUAAAAUUGAAUGUUAAGCAGAUAGAAUGCUGUGUUAACCCCCAAAAUAUCCAAGAGAAUGCCAACAGAAAAGAGGAAAAAGAAAUUCUUCAAAAAAGAUUUUUGAGAAAAUUCACCACGUUUCCACAUUGAUAGAAAACUUCCUCAUGGGAAAAAAACUCUCACGAAUCUGGAUCACUAAUCGCCAAAGGCUUUCCUCGGACCCGUGUCUCUGCCAAGGACUUACUACUUUGGACCUGCCCUUUAUGCUUGUGUAAAGUGAAUGCAAAAUGGAAACUGAAUAGAAUGUUUGUUUUUUAGGAAUAAAUAUUUUUUCCAUAAUCAGUCAGAUUAAUGUUUGGUCAUAUCAGCUUCCUCCAGUGAAAGUACAUUUGAGGACACAACUAUUUUUCCAAGCCGAUUGUAAGAAAUUAAAUAUAGGAAAUAAAGAUCUUUGACUAUCA